Molecule: messenger RNA, 4943 nt
Organism: Scylla paramamosain (green mud crab)
Lineage: Eukaryota; Metazoa; Arthropoda; Malacostraca; Decapoda; Portunidae
Gene: Pex19
Product: peroxisomal biogenesis factor 19-like
Exons: 8
Coding region: 232-1380 (382 amino acids)
Biological process (GO): protein import into peroxisome membrane
Cellular component (GO): peroxisome; peroxisomal membrane
Source: RefSeq, a predicted model, not a curated record
CACGAGACAUGCCUGAGCGCCCCACGUGUUCUAUGGCCGUGGUUGUCUCGUGAGGCAAGCGACGCGCCACAAGUAAACAAGUGCAGGCCUCAGUCAGCUGACAACGGUUCGGCGUGACCUACUGUACCCACAAAUUAAACAACAAUGUCAAAAAGUGUACCUCCACUACUGGAAUUCUAAGACCACAUCCAAUGUAUUAGAAUCCUCGUGAGUGAGUCAGUAAGCAGCAGGAUGUCUGGGGAGGGAGAGCAGAAAGCAGCUGACGGCAGUGGUGGCAUUGGUGGUGGUGGUGUGGAGGAAGUCCCCGACCCAGAACUGGACAGUCUGCUGGAUGAUGCUUUGCAAGACUUUGUUCAACCUAAGGUGCCAAACCCUACCCAGGCUUCCACAGCCCCUGCCUCAGCACCCCUUGGCACAGACCUGGCCUCCCUGGUGACUGCAGCAGGCAUCACUGCAGCAGUGGGUGGUCCAGGUGGCCAAGAAGGGCAAGCCAAGCAAGGGGAAAUGUGGACAGAGGAAUUUGUGCAGCAAGCCACAGCACAGUUUGAGCAGACCAUGCGGUUACUCAUGCAGCAACAGCAGCAACAACAGGAAGAGAAAGAGAACCCAGUGGUGGCAGCAACAGCCACCACCACCCAGGCAUCCAGCUCUCCAGCACAGUCAUCAGCUGGGGCACCUGAAGUUGACCUCUCCUCCAUGGCUGCACAGUUUGCCCAGUUUGCUCAGAUGGCAACCAAGUCAGCGGAAGAGGCAAAGUCUGACGCAGACUUCACCCAGUGCCUGGCAGACACUCUCAAGCAAAUAGGAGACAACACCGAGCAGCUUCAGAACCCUCCAAGUGCAGAUGACCUGACCAAGAUGUUUGAGAAUAUGGGCCUGGGUGGGGGUGAGGCAGCUGGGGGUGAGGGGGGACUAGGAGCCUUGUUCCCACUGAUGCAGGCAAUGUUGGAGAAUGUGCUGUCCAAGGAGGUGCUGUACUCACCCAUGAAGGACAUCACAGACAAGUACCCCGACUGGCUAGCAGACAACCGUGCCAACCUGCCAGAAGAGGACUUCACGCGCUACAGCAAGCAGUAUGACAUCAUGAAGCAGGUGGUUGACUUGUAUGAGGAGGAGACUGAGGGAGACUCAGAGGAGGUGCGGGGACAACGGUUUGAGAAGAUCAUGUUGUCCAUGCAGAAGCUGCAGGAGUUGGGUCAGCCACCCAAGGAUUUGGUGGGUGACAUGGGGCCAGUCAUGUCCUUUGACCCAUCAGGCAACCCUGUCCUGCCUGACCUGUCCUCAGUGCUGGGGGCUGCUGGGGUGGUGCCUGGAGCAGGUGGGGAUGGCAGUGCCCCGCCUGGUGAAGGACAGCAGGGGGAAGAGUGCUGUGUCAUGUGAUCCCCACCACCACCACCAUCACCACCACCACCACCACCACCCCUUCUGACCCCCCACAGCUAGGCCUGCACCAGUGCUUUCCAGAGCUGGUUGGCUCACAAAGGUGUAGUUGAAUCUGUUUGGACAAGAGAGUCAGUGAGUUGCUUUUUCCAUUAAAGACAAAAUUAUGUUCAAUAAAUCUGCCUUAUAAUUAUAUAUAUUCAUUGAAUGUGUUAAAUAUUUCUGAAAUUGUAGACAUCCUUUACAUUGUGCCAAUGAAUUAUUAAUAGAAAAUUAUUUAUUAAACAGGCAUUGGUAGGUCAUUAAUAUAACUGGGUACAUCUUGAAAAAUUCCAUUGUAAAAAAAUAUUAAAAAUGUUUUAAUAUUUUAGUAGACAAGAAAUAUUUAGUAGGGCUGUAUACAAGAAUUGAGUGGUCAGUGGUGAAGUCUGAUAAUACAUCCCUAAUGCAAGCCUGUGGUGAAAUGCUCACAGGCAGCUGGUGACCAGCUGCCUGCACUUCUGGUGUCUGUCAGGAAGCACAGCCUCUCUGCUGUGGUCCAGGUGGUCUCAUCCCUCACACAAGAAGAGUUAAAGGUACAUGCCACUGUUCCUUUUGAGGAAACCCACUCAUAUAGUUGUGUUCCUGAAAGUAAUACAAUAUUUAGAUUAAACAAACUGGUUCAUGUGGCAAUCAGGGCAUUAUAGCUUAUUUCCACAUUAGUUGACAUUGAAAUCAUACCAUUUUGUAUAUAGUAUUACUUACUAUUUAUCUGCAAGAUUUGUAGACCAUUUGUACACAAUCCCAGCCAUGUUUUUACAGAGUUAAGAGUGAUGUUUUUCACUUGAGUGUAUAACUUAUAUCUUUGCAGCAUUUAUUGUGGAGCCCUCUGUCUCAAACUGCUUGAAGUGAGAAGGUUUAGACUGCAGCAAGGUGGAUUGGUGAAUAUCAUAAUUACCCUCCAGCAUCAUCAUGCAGCUGUCACAAGGAAUUGUUCAGACCAACACAAGCAGUGGCUAAUUGGAGACAUAAAAUUUUCAUUUCUCACAAACUGCAGUAAUCAUCAUCAUGGAUUGUGACACCAUAGUUUUACUUGAGGACAAAGUCUGCUACACAUUUCUAAACAAAACAGGAAUACGUUGGCUAGUUGGCAAAUGACGUCAUCACCUCAUGACAGCGUUGCCAAGUUCAUGUGACCUCGGGUGGCAAAAAUAUGUCAGUCUUUGAUGCUAAGUACAGGAGGAGAGUCAAGCAAUGUGGUGCACUUUACAUCCUAAACAAAAGGCUUUUAGUUUACUAAGAAAGCUCCAGAGGUUCUCUGCUGUAUAUUUGAAUAGGUUUCAUCCACAGCCUGUCAAUCCAAAGUAAAUAUUACAAAGCAGAAGUUGCAAGACCACAGCCCACAGGUGGCAUGUCUGCUGUAAUGUAUGAAGUUUUUCACUUUUCUGGCCCGGUUUGGGCAGUGGCAUCCUACUCCAGUGUUAGGGUCCCAAUCAUUUAAUUUAUUAAUUCAUUUCAUGUUGGUGAAACAUGACACACAGCAUCACCCUUGUGAGCUCUCUCUCUCUCUCUCUCUCUCUCUCUCUCUCUCUCUCUCUCUCUCUCUCUCUCUCUCUCUCUCUCUCUCUCUCUCUCUCUCUCUCUCUCUCUCUCUCUCUCUCUCUCUCUCUCUCUCUCUCUCUCUCUCUCUCUCUCUCUCUCAAUAAUUCUUGAUAUCUUUGUGUUCAUGUUAAAUUCAGAAAACAUGAGAAAAAUGUACUGCUCACACCCUAGAAGGUAAGUAUAUCACAAAAUGAAUAAUUUAUUGAAACAAAAAUAUUCAAAAGAACUACCUUGGCAGUUUGUUUAUGAAGGUGAAGGUGAAGGCUUUGGAGCUCAUAAGUUCACAUUUUGGUAUUCUACACUAUAUGACAAGUGAGGUUACAUUGUUGAAGACAAAUUGUUUAAGCAUAAAAAAAAAAAAAAUCACUAAUCUCACAAGCCAGAUAAGGAAGGGAUCAGUGGAAAGAGCACCUUGCAGAUUAAAAAAUAUAAUGAAAUAAAGAUUUUCUUACACUAAACAAGUUAGGGCUGCAAUGCUGAAGACAAAAACUUCUAAAACAAGGGAAAGAAUAUCACCCAUCACAUAAUUAGCCAAAUGUUAUUAGGAAUCAAUGGAAGGGGCUCAGAGCAGGUUAACAAUAUACUGGAAUAAAGAUUUUGUUGAGGCAAAUUUUGCUUUAGCUUAGGAGGCAGUGGCCAGUGCUGGCUUCCUGAUGCAUUGCCACUCUGCAUCACUGCAGCUCAGAGCAAUAGCAGCAAGGUAGACCCUCCUUAUUGGGGUGCUUUGUUAAUGUUAUGCACCACACACUUUCUCUUGGCCAUGUGUAAAAUGUAAGGUGUGAAUUAUUGAGAAUGUCAUGUUAAAGAUGGUUAUGAAAAUUAUGUGGCAGUUUAAUGUGUACCACAGCAAUGGAUGUUUUGUGUGACAUACUUUGGCUUCAGAGCAAAUCAACUACAUACUUAGUGUGAGGACUGCCAUCAGAUAGAAAUGCAGAAACUAUUAAUGGAUUUGCCUUCUUAUUCAAAAAUAAAUUUAAUUAACUGUAUUUGUGAAAAUACAUAGGAGGCAUGGCUCUUUAAAAAUUGAUGGGCAAUCUCUUUCCUGGCAGUAGUAGCUGGGAGGGAAUCUGUGUGAAGUGACGAGCAUAGAUCUGUCAUCAUCAUUGGUAUUACGUGACAAUUUCUACACUAUCAUUUAUAUGGAUGUGUCACUGGUUUUAUAUACAUACAUUUUCCUUCUUAUGAUGAGUUACAUUAAUAUAUAUAUAUAUAUAUAUAUAUAUAUAUAUAUAUAUAUAUAUAUAUAUAUAUAUAUAUAUAUAUAUAUAUAUAUAUGUAUGUAUGUAUAUAAAGAACAUCAAAAUUUGAAUUCUUCAAGGAUGCAUAUUUUGGUAGUUCACUAGCACAUGCACUCAGAUGACUCUUGGUGCUUAUGAUGCAUCAUAGCCUCACAGAUCCAGCCAGACUGCUCAUGUGAAGCACCUGUCACUACAGGAGACUACCAUACAUAUUCCUCUCAUUGCAUCAAUUUUUUAUGAAAAAAAAACUCUGGUGUACAGGAGCUCAUUACACGAGUAAACACUGACCAUCUCAAUAUUAAAAACCUUGUAUGCCCUGGGUGGCAGGCCUUUGUCUACACACUUGGUACUAUGCUGCUGGAGAAGUGCCAAACACUGACAAGAAUGCACUUGAACUUUUAUGUGUAUGUAAUGUUUUAUUCACAAAAAAUACUGUAAUAGUGAUAAGCAGUUUCAUGCGUUCUAGUCUUGGGCAAGUUAGGCGUGAAAAAUAACAUUACAAUUAGGUCAUUCUUUACAGGUACAGCUCCUCAGCAGAAAUACUCGGUAAAAUUAGUUCAUGUGUUUAUGGGUGUUCAUUUCAGUGAUGUGAAGCACUCAAAUGGUUGGAGUCCUGUUGUGUUCCCUUAACAGCAUUGUUUUAAAGGUCUGGUGCAAAGACAUGUUUCUUUUCUAAGUGCUUCUGUUAUGCUUACCUCAGGAGCUUAAGACUCUGUACAUAGUGUGAAAUAAACUUGAAGCUUU